This is a messenger RNA of Pogoniulus pusillus (Red-fronted tinkerbird), 2233 nucleotides long. RefSeq names its product mitogen-activated protein kinase kinase 7 (gene MAP2K7). Lineage: Eukaryota; Metazoa; Chordata; Aves; Piciformes; Lybiidae. The coding region runs from base 86 to 1513 and encodes 475 amino acids. Gene Ontology annotation, biological process: protein phosphorylation. The transcript has 13 exons. Gene Ontology annotation, molecular function: protein kinase activity; ATP binding. The record is from RefSeq and is a predicted model, not a curated record.
CCCUCGGGGCCCAUUCCGCGCCUGCGCAGGGGCCUGUUUGUGCAUUCUGGCUGCGCGGCGGCGGUGGCGGCGGCGCGGGGCGGAGAUGGCGGCGUCCUCGCUGGAGCAGAAGCUGUCCCGGCUGGAGGCGAAGCUGAAGCAGGAGAACCGCGAGGCUCGGCGCCGCAUCGACCUCAACCUCGACAUCAGCCCCGCCCGCGCCCGGCCCAUCAUCGUCAUCACCCUUAGCCCUGCCCCCGCUCCGUCCCAGCGAGCAGCCCUGCAGCUGCCCCUGGUGAGCGAUGGGGGGGUGCGAGGGGGGGGUCCCGCUGAGGCCCCCCCUGCGGUGCCCCCUGCCCCUGCCCGUCCCCGACAGAUGCUGGGGCUGCCCCCACCCCCCUUCCUGGUGCCCAGGAGCCACGAGAGCAUUGAGAUCGACCAGAAGCUGCAGGAGAUCAUGAAGCAAACAGGAUACCUCACUGUGGGGGGGCAGCGUUACCAGGCUGAGAUCAACGACCUGGAGAACCUGGGGGAGAUUGGGAGCGGAACCUGUGGCCAGGUCUGGAAGAUGAGGUUCAGGAAGACAGGAGACAUCAUUGCGGUCAAGCAAAUGAGGCGCUCGGGGAACAGGGAGGAGAACAAAAGGAUCCUGAUGGACCUGGACGUGGUGCUGAAGAGCCACGACUGCCCCUACAUCGUGCAGUGCUUUGGCACCUUCAUCACCAACACCGACGUCUUCAUCGCCAUGGAGCUGAUGGGGACCUGUGCUGAGAAGCUGAAGAAGAGGAUCCAGGGCCCAAUCCCAGAGAGGAUCCUGGGCAAGAUGACAGUGGCAAUCGUCAAGGCCCUCUUCUACCUGAAGGAGAAGCAUGGAGUGAUCCACAGGGACGUGAAGCCCUCCAACAUCCUGCUGGACGAGAGGGGCCAGGUCAAGCUCUGCGACUUCGGCAUCAGCGGGCGCCUGGUGGACUCCAAGGCCAAGACCCGGAGCGCAGGCUGCGCUGCGUACAUGGCCCCCGAGCGCAUCGACCCCCCCGACCCUACCAAGCCUGACUACGACAUCAGGGCUGAUGUCUGGAGCCUUGGCAUCUCCCUGGUGGAGCUGGCCACGGGGCAGUUCCCCUACCAGAACUGCAAGACAGACUUCGAGGUGCUGACGAAGGUGCUGCAGGAGGACCCCCCCCUGCUGCCCCCCUCCAUGGGCUUCUCCGGGGACUUCCAGGCCUUUGUCCGGGACUGCCUCACCAAGGACCACAGGAAGAGACCAAAGUACAACAAGCUGCUGGAGCACCCUUUCAUCAAGCGCUUCGAGACACUGGAGGUGGAUGUGGCCUCCUGGUUCAAGGAGGUGAUGGCCAGGACAGAGUCCCCUCGCGCCGCCAGCCUCGCCCACCACCACCUGCCCUUCUUCACCAGAUGGCACAGAGACAGGGGACAACGUGGGGACCUGGCAGAGGUGGCACCAGCAUGUGACAACGAGGGCAGAGAUGGCAACAAGAUGGGACGUGGGGACAGAGGUGGCACCAGGAUGUGAAAGGGGACAAGAGAUGGCAGCAGGACAAGGGUGGCACCAGGACAGAGAUGGCACCAGGAUGUGAUAAGAGAACAAAGAUGGCAGCAGCAUGUGGCAUGGGGGACAAAGGUGGAACCAGGAUGUGAGAAGGGGACAAAGAUGGCACCAGGAUGAAGAUGGCAGCAGGAUGCAGCAUGGAGACAGCGGUGACAGCAGGAUGUGGCACAAGGACAUGGCACUGGAAGGCGGCACAGAGGUGGCCUGGGCACGCCAGGAGGGGUCACAGCCCCGGAGGUGGCACAAGGGGUCACUGAGGUGGCAUAGCCCAGGGCCACGCCACAGAGGGGACAAUGUGGGGUCACCAGGACACGCCGAGGAGGCAAUGCCACCGUGGAGGAGGGCACAAGGAGGUGGCAGAGGGACACUUGGAGGUGGGGGAGGGGAGGUUGGGGUGGGGGCAGAGGGGACACAGGGGGUGGCCCUCGGGUGCCACCAGGGCCUGUGGUGACAAUUGAGGCAUGGAGAGUGGGGGUGGGGGUCACCUCCUACCUGGUGUCCCCAAGGUGUCCCCUCCCCCAGGCUGGCAGCAGGUGCAGUUUUAGUGCAUUGGGGGGAGGAGGCGCAGGUGAGGGUCUCCCCGCGGCUCCCCCCACCCCUGCCCCUCCCCCCCCCCGGGCACUGUCCCUGUUAAUUAUUAAUUAUUAAUAAUUAUUGUUAUUAUAAAGGAGCAUGAGGAGCACA